Messenger RNA from Darwinula stevensoni, 1555 nucleotides. The record is from the annotation of a GenBank genome assembly. Lineage: Eukaryota; Metazoa; Arthropoda; Ostracoda; Podocopida; Darwinulidae.
CACGCGGCCACAUCGAUCUUAGUGUCGCUUCGGUCGCUCCAGUGUCGUGUGGUGUGAUUGGCGUAAGAAGGCAAUAAUUGUUAAAAUUCAGUUGCUGGACAAAUAUAUUUGAGCCGUUAUCAUUCCCCAUUGUACUAAAUUGAGAUCUGCGGGCGUGCCUCCUACGCGUAUCAGGGUGCUAAUAAUGUCAGAAGAAGUGAAGGAGGAAGCAGAGGCAGAGUUUGAUACCAGGUCAGAGGCCUCAACUUCAAGUGGCAGCAGUGGGAGUUCCUCUACGAGCGAACCCAGCGUAUCUUCACUGUCCUCUAAGGCUGAAUCAUCUUCAUCAGAUGAGGAUGAUGAUGAGAAAGAAGACUUCUCAGAGAUUGUGAAGGAGAAGGAAAGCUCACCAGAGGUUGGGACAGAUGUUAUAGAAAAAGGAAAGAGAGAGAGGGGAAUUUCUCCGAUUCAAUAUGAAUCCCCUCCAAAAUUUGAACCACCUCCCAAAUCAAGCACCAGUACCAGUAGUUCCAAGACCAAGAAGGUGAAGGCUUAUGAUUAUUUCACCAAAUUGAACUACCUCUUUCGAGAUGCAAGAUUCUUCCUGCUGAAAAGUAAUAAUGCUGAGAAUAUUACAUUGAGCAAGGCCAAAGAAGUGUGGUCCACACCACCACAAAAUGAAGCAAAGCUCAAUCAGGCAUUCCGUGAGUGUCGAAAUGUCCUCCUCCUAUUCUCGGUCAAGGAGAGUGGGAAGUUUGCUGGGUUUGCAAGACUUGGCAGUGAAUCAAGACAUGAUGUUCCCCCUAUUUCAUGGGUGCUCCCUCCAGGAAUUCCUGCAAAGGCAUUAGGUGGAGUGUUUCAAGUGGACUGGAUCUCAAGAAAAGAGUUGGCUUUCACAAAAACUCAGCAUCUGUACAACCCAUGGAACGAAGGGAAGCCAGUCAAAAUUGGACGAGAUGGCCAGGAGAUAGAGCCUCGAGUAGCUGAAGAGUUGUGCCGCUUGUUCCCUGAGGACACUGGAAUUGAGCUGACACCAAUCCUUUACAAGUCAAAACGUGCAGCCCGUAAUGUGAAGCCAAAGAUGCCUCAACAGACGAUUAUGCGGGGAAGAUUCCGUGGCAGUGGUCGAAGGGGUGGCGGUGAUGCUUUCCCUAGGUAUAGUUGGCGCAGUGACCGUUCCCCAGCCAGGUACAGUGGGAGGCCCAUGAAUGGUGCUUAUAGUGAUUUGUUGAGGGAUUUCCGUGGUGCAUUACCUCCAUUCCCCCCUCCACCUCAUCUUCCAUAUCCUCCUCCAAUGUUUGACCCCCUGGCAGCUCCUCCUCCUAGAUACUACGAUGGACCACCAAUGCCCGACUACCAUUCUCGCUCACGAGACAAACGCUCAGACUUUCUUGAGUAUGAAGAGAAGAAUGUCCAAGUGCAAGCAGAAAUGGCUUUCCUGAGCAAAGGACUUAGCAGGAAGGAACAUGUUAAUGAUUUUGGAAUGGUUGCCCAGCACCGACUGGGUUGUCCCGCCGUCGCGGCGAGCUGUCAGAGACGGAGGACCGGUCACGGUCGAGAUGCAACAUCGUUAUGA